Molecule: messenger RNA, 1475 nt
Organism: Chelonia mydas (Green sea turtle)
Lineage: Eukaryota; Metazoa; Chordata; Testudines; Cheloniidae
Product: extensin-like
Exons: 2
Coding region: 1-1146 (381 amino acids)
Source: RefSeq, a predicted model, not a curated record
AUGGCCCCCCUCCUGCUACCCCAUCUCCCACCAUUACUCCCUACAGCCCCCUCCUGCUACCCCAUCUCCCACCAUCUCACCCUACAGCCACCUCCUGCUACCUCAUCUCCCACCAUCACUCCCUACAGCCCCUCCUGCUAUCUCAUCUCCCACCAUUACUCCUUACAGCCCCCUCCUGCUACCCCAUCUCCCACCAUCGCUCCCUACAGCCCCUUCCUGCUACCCCACUUCCCAACAUCACACCCUACAGCCCCCCUCCUGCUACCCCAUCUCCUACCAUCACUCCCUAUAGCCCCCUCCUGCUACCCCAUCACCCAUCAUACCCACAGCCCCCGCCUGCUACCUCAUCUCCCACCAUCACUCCCUACGGCCCCCUCCUGCUAUCUCAUCUCCCACCAUCACACCCAACAGCCCCCUUCUGCUACCCCACUUCACACCAUCAUACCCUAUGUCCCCCCUCCUGCUACCCCAUCUCCCACCAUUACUCCCUACAGCCCCCUCCUGCUACCCCAUCUCCCACCAUCACUCCUUACAGCCCCCUCCUGCUACCCCAUCUCCCAUGACUCCCUACAGCCCCCUCCUGCUACCCCAUCUCCCACCAUCACUCCCUACGGCCCCCUCCUGCUACUCCACCUCCUACCAUCAGUCCCUACUUCCUCCCUCCUGCUACCCCAUCUCCCACCAUCACUCCCUGAGCCCCCUCCUGCUACCCCACUUCCCAACAUCACACCCUACAGCCCCCCUCCUGCUACCCCAUCUCCUACCAUCACUCCCUAUAGCCCCCUCCUGCUACCCCAUCACCCAUCAUACCCACAGCCCCCGCCUGCUACCUCAUCUCCCACCAUCACUCCCUGCACCCCCUCCUGCUACUCCACCUCCGACCAUCACACCCACAGCCCCCUCCUGCUACCCCAUCUCCCACCAUCACUCGCUACUGCCCCCGUCUGCUACCCCAUCUCCCACCAUCACACCCUACAUCCUCCCUCCUGCUACCCCAUCUCCCACCAUCACACCCCACUGCCCCCUCCUGCUACCCCAUCUCCCACCUCUUGUUCCCCUGUCUCACACCAGUUCACCCUCGAUCCCCACUCAUGUUUCAUCUUCCAAAGUCUCCCACUGAACUCCUUUGUGCUUCCCCAUCUUUAAUGGCUCCCCCCUCAAUUGCCCUGUGCCUCCCCACCUGCUCACAUGGCAUUACCUCGACCCCUUCACCUUGUGCUACCCUGUCUUACUCCAUCACACACCCUCAAGACCUCAGUUUUCUAAUUUACCAUCAUCUCUCUCUGACUCCCCUUCAUGUGUCCUCAUUUGCAGCCAACUCUUCCUCUCACUUCCUCACUGUGCUUAGUCAUUCUCUCUUAAUAGUUCAGAAAUGACCACCGCCAUGUUCCCUCAUCUCCCACCAUGCUCCCCUUACAUUCCUCCCAUGUUCUCUCAUCUCCCUCCAUCGCUCCCCUUUCACUCCCCCUGUUCCC